AUGGCGGACAAGUGCCCGGUCGACCACGCUUCUCUCGCUGCUGCCUCUGUAUCCUCCUCCCAGUGUCCUGUUGACCAUACAAAGUCAACACCUGCUCCGGCAUCUGCCGACGCUUGCCCUGUAGACCAUACUACACGGUCAACCUGGGCCUCGCUCAACCUCCCGCAUUCCUCUACGACGCCUGCAGCACCGCUCCCUCCAAAUACACCCAACAUACUCUCCCAAGACCGCGAAAUAUCUUCCAUCCCGCGUGGUGCUUCCGACGCGCCUACAACAGAGCAGAAAUGGGUGUAUCCGUCAGAAGCGCAGUUCUACGCCGCAAUGGCACGAAAGGGUCAUAAUCCCCGUGCGAACGACAUGAAGGUCGUUGUGCCAAUACAUAAUGCGGUCAACGAGCGGGCAUGGUUCGACAUCAUGAGAUGGGAGAUGGGACGGGGUGGGGAGGCUUGUGGGGGUGUGAGGCUUAUUAGCUUCAAGGGGAGGCCGAAGGACGUUUCGCCAAAAGCGAAGAUAUUGUCGUUACUUGGUUACUCGCUACCAUUUGACCGACACGACUGGAUAGUCGACCGUUGUGGCACUCGCGUCCGCUACGUGAUUGACUUCUACACCGGUGCCGGUCCGGGCGCUUCUUUUUACCUUGACGCUCGACCGGCGCUUGAUGGCUGGGAAGGUGUCAAGAUGCGGGCCCAGGGCUGGGCGCAUGAGAUCAUUGAGACGGCUAGGGCAACUUUCACCUCGAGUCCCGCGAGCAGUCCUAGUCCGCCGAAGGCUUGA
Molecule: messenger RNA, 774 nt
Organism: Peniophora sp. CBMAI 1063
Lineage: Eukaryota; Fungi; Basidiomycota; Agaricomycetes; Russulales; Peniophoraceae
Source: the annotation of a GenBank genome assembly